This is a messenger RNA of Amaranthus tricolor (Joseph's coat), 970 nucleotides long. Its product is annotated as universal stress protein PHOS34-like. The transcript has 4 exons. Bases 197 to 694 code for a protein of 165 amino acids. The record is from RefSeq and is a predicted model, not a curated record. Lineage: Eukaryota; Viridiplantae; Streptophyta; Magnoliopsida; Caryophyllales; Amaranthaceae.
UAGUUUAGCAUGAAAACAGAGCACCCAGUAAAGUCCUGGAAACGUCUAGGAGUGUGAAGAACCCUCUCACCGCUCUUUUCUUUCUUCACAAUAAAAUCCCCUUUUUCAUCCAAUUUGUAAGUGAAUUUUUCAGCUUGUCGAAUCCCAAACCCUAAAAUAAGAAAUCAAUCGAAACCUUUAAAGGCAAAGUUUAGAAAUGGCGACGACAGAAUCAGACUCAGAAAAACCAGUAAUGAUGGUAGGAAUUGAUGAAAGUGAAGAGAGUUUUUAUGCGUUAGAAUGGACACUUGAUCACUUCUUCGUUCCUUACUCUCCUAAUUACCCUUUUAAGAUCUUACUUGUUCAUGCUAAACCUCCUCCUUCUUCUGCUAUUGGAGCCACUGGUCCUGGAGCGGCAAAUGUUUUAUCAUUGACGGAAGCAGGUCUAAAGAAAGCAGCUUCAAGGGUGAUUGAUAAGGCUAAAGAUUUGUGCCACUCUAAAUCAGUGCAUGAUGUUACAGUUAAAGUUGUGGAAGGCGAUGCAAGGAAUGUUCUUUGUGAGGCUUCUGAGAAGCUCCAUGCGUCUAUGUUGAUUGUGGGCAGUCACGGCUAUGGUGCAAUUAAGAGGGCUUUGUUAGGUAGUGUAAGUGAUUACUGUGCUCAUCAUGCUCGUUGCUCGGUAAUGAUAGUUAAGAAGCCUGGGAUUAAGCACUAAUCUCAUUUUGUAAGUGUUGGUUGAUGAAUGAGGCUUUGGAAGAAAGGAUUGACCUGUUUCACCUUCAUUCCUUGUCUAUCUUUUAUGUAUAUACUUCUCCAGAAAAUGUUGUUUGAGUUCGACAAAUCGGACACUUAUGGAUUGCUGUUUCUGAGUACUUUAUAAUCUAUUCUUAGGUGUUCCUUCAUUUGUUAGUUGAAUACUAAGGGUAACAGCAUGUCUAGACAUUUACACUAAUGUUUAAUUGGAGAGUUUGAAUAGAUUUUUAUUUUUGGC